Messenger RNA from Monodelphis domestica (gray short-tailed opossum), 2759 nucleotides. RefSeq names its product chromosome 3 C8orf88 homolog (gene C3H8orf88). The record is from RefSeq and is a predicted model, not a curated record. Gene Ontology annotation, molecular function: eukaryotic initiation factor 4E binding. Gene Ontology annotation, cellular component: cytoplasm. Gene Ontology annotation, biological process: negative regulation of translational initiation. Lineage: Eukaryota; Metazoa; Chordata; Mammalia; Didelphimorphia; Didelphidae.
CCCCGCCCCUCCCCGGCCCCACCCCAGGCUCGCCCGUCCCCCCGCCCCUCCCCCGGCCCCCCAACCCCAGUCGGGAUCCCGCUCCCGACCCCGCGGCCGCUCCCGGAGGAGGAGAAGGCAGCGUGAGGAGGGAACCGUGCCCUCGACUGGAGGCAGGAGGACCGACGGGGCGGCCGCGCUGGGGACAGGUGUCCUAGGGCUGGGAAGCCGUGGUGCCGCACCGGACACUCCGCCCCGAGCUCUCUCGGAUCCUGAGGCGUAUGGAACCUCAAGGUCUUUGUGAUAAUGGAAACCAAAAAAUUGAUUGGUAAACCGCUUCAGCCAGCAAGACCAGUUCGACAUCUGUCUUCUCCCCAUGGAGCAGCAUUUCCCUUUAAUUUUCAAAAUGAAAAUCCAUGCAGCACUCAGUGUUUACAAAGUGGAGUUGGCAGGUGUAAGACUAAUGGAAUGCAAACCUUCACUCAAGGUCUUAACCAACCACAGCAGCAUCAGUCUCCAGUCAAAAAAGAAAGAAUUAAAUAUAGCAGAGAUUUCCUGUUGAAGCUCUCAAGUGUUUCCAUCUGUAGAAAGAAACCAGACUUUCUGCCUGAUCAUCCCAUUGUACUCCAGAAGCCAGAAAACAACCAAAGUUUUAAGUAGCAUUUAUAAGAACAGAUGAUUUUGAAGAUAAAGAAUCGUUCAUUUUAUAUUUUGGACACCUAAAAAUGAAGUGGAUCUAGUAACAAUAACUGCGAUGGACCGUGACAAUCCAAUUUAUUUUUCAUUUCAAUGGUUGACUAUUUGGUUUUCCCUAAAAUGAGUAAGAAAUAUUUUAACCUAUAAAGAACUUUCUUUCUAAUCAGCUUCAGCUUUUGCAGGCAAGCAACUGCAUAAUUUGGGAAAUAACACUGGAAAGUAGUAAUUGACUUAGUUUUGUGGGAAGACCCGGUAUUUAUAAUUUGCACGUUACUUGCAAUUUUUUUGUUUUUCAUCAUUUGUAAUAAUGGAAUGGAAAUGCAAGCUGUAAACGAUUCUCAAAUAUAAAAUAUUUGCUACUAUGUUAUGUAUAUAGUACAUAAUCUUUUGUUGCCUUUAAAGUUGCUUUUAUUCUUGUUUCCAAUAAUUUUAUACCAGCGCAUGAAAGGAUCUUUUGCAAUCUCCUCAAAGUCUUAAUUUGAGUAAAUUUAAUGGUAUGAUUCUCAGAGACAGGAGAAUUUCUUAUAGCAAUUUCUGACCAAUUGGUCUUUAGAUUGUUGGGCAAUAAACAUUGUCUUGGCAGUACUAAAAUUAUUAGCAGGGGCAGACUAAUUGGAAGCUGUAUUAGUGAUACCAAAUGGAACUAUGAAGCUAAAAAUAUACUGCUAUAUUAUAGAUCAGACUAUAUGAAAAUUAGUUGGGAGUUUUUAUAAACAGUACUAUUACUCUUAUAAACAGAAAGGAAAAUGUUAGGGAUUUGUAAGAUUGCAGAUGCAGUAAGCUUCAACUCUCUAUCCAACUCUCUAAUUUCCUUUUAAUGUCAAGAAAGUAUUUGGAUGAAGCAUUUAAUAAGUAAAAUUCCUAAAAUUAAAUUUUUUAUACCAUUAAUCCUCUGUAAUGAAAAAGCCACCCCUAAUAUUACUAGAAAACGUUUUUCCAGCACAGUUUAAAAAAAAAAACCACUUAACCAGUUAUAGAACCAUUAUUCUGUGGAGGUUCAUCUGGAUGGGUUUUUGCCUCCUCUCUUUUUACUCUUCCCCUCCCCACCAAGAGAGAAAAUAAAUUCAUUUUAAAUUCAUUUUUCCUGGGAUGGGUCAAAGGAAUAGGAAAGAGUGGCUCUCUGCACCAGGAGCAAACUAUUAUUUGGCAAAGGGUAAAAAUAGUGUUGUAAAGGUAAGUGUCAAUCCCUCUCCUCCAUCAAAGGGAUCUUGGUUGGUAGAAUUUCAUGCUGACAAAACAUUCUCUUCAAGUCUUUGAGCCAUUUUCCUGGGUCAUUCUAGUCUUUAGACCAAAGACUUCAAACUUCAAUCCCUCAUUUACCUGCUCUAUCUGAAAAGGCUCCUUUUAAGUGCUAAGAAAGCAUUCAUUUAAAAUAAAUCUAAAGCUGAAAUUUUAUGAUGAGCUGUUAUAUAUAUAUAUAUAUAUAUUAGCACCCUUUAAAACACCUUUUUAUUUAGCUAAUUCCUUGUUACCUAUAUAAUAGUUUCAUUGAAGUCAGAAUUGUCAUAUGUGAUUAAAUUCUUACAACUUAAAUUGCCUUUUCUUAUUUUUAGUCCCUUUAUUGCUAAUUAUAAAAAAAUAGAACCUAAUUUUAUGUAAAUUUGGAAUCUGGUAAGCCCUUAUGCCAAAUAUCUGUUGGACAAGUCAUUGCUAUGGGCAGAACACUUUAAAUGUCAUGCUACCAUGGGCCAGACAUUGAAGACUACACCGUAUUAAAAGACUUGAUGUAGUUCCUAAAUCUGAUACUGAAAAGGACCAGCUGGAGCAAUGGCUGGCCCCUGUUUAUUACUGAGCAGCUGUUUUGGGCCUGCAUUUUAUCCUAGCUAUUUGAAAAUAACUUUUUUCAGGUGAAGAUUAAACAGAAAUUGUGCACUGAGUUUUGUUACGGUGAUCAAAUUCUGAUAGGUUUUCAAAGUCAGUUGAUCCUUUGUUACUGUACAUAUUCAGAAUGAGGCUGUGAAGACUUUUUAUAUUCUGUCUCUUUGCCUUUGUACAUAUGUAUAGCAUGUUUAAAUAAUCAUUGUAUAUCUCCAGUAAUGUUGCACUUUGCUUUGUAUAUAAAUUAAAAGAGUUGAGAGAGUUAA